GGAGGAGGAAGAGACAGGGCAGGCACUGAGGCAAAGCCAGACAGCUGUGCAGAGGGAGAAGCCAGAGAAGGAGACACAGACAGGGAGAGACAAAGACCCAGGAGAGAAAGCACAGGAGGGAGUUUUGGAGAGAAGAGAGACCAAGCCCCCCCCCCAACCCCGGGCAUUUUUUCCUAAGCCCCAGGGGCUGUUUUUCUCCCCCUAUCUUCUCUGACCCUCUAAAAACUUCGCCUCCAACUUUGGCACAAGUCGGAGCCCCUCUGGCUUUAACGAGGAGCCUUCCACAGUUAGGGUGUGGAGGAUUUGGUGUCUCAGAUGGCCUCAAUCCAUUCCAGCUGCAGCAGCACCGGUACCAUGUCUCAAUUGGCCUUGCAUCCCAGGAGGGGCUUGACUGGGCACUGGCUGCGAAGAGUCCAAACCUGCUUGCUGCUUCACACUGCGCCUUUCUCCGGUCUGGAGAGGUGGCUGCUGCUGGCCUCCCUCCUGCCCUUAGCCUGGUCAGCCAGCCCCCUCCCCCGGGAGGAGGAGAUCGUGGUCCCAGAGAAGCUGAAUGGCAGCAUACUUCCUGGCUCAGGCGUCCCUGCCAGGUUGUUGUACCGCUUGCCAGCCUUUGGGGAAAUGCUGCUACUGGAGCUAGAGCAGGAUCCUGGGGUGCAGGUAGAGGGGCUGACAGUGCAGUACCUGGGCCAGGCAGCUGAGAUGCUGGGGGGCGCAGAGCCAGGUACCUACCUGACUGGCACCAUCAAUGGAGAUCCGGAGUCAGUGGCAUCUCUGCACUGGGAUGGGGGAGCCCUACUAGGAGUGUUGCAGUACCGGGGGGCUGAACUCCACCUCCAGCCUCUGGAGGGAGGCACCCUUAACUCUGCUGGGGGACCAGGGGCUCACAUCCUACGCCGGAAGAGUCCUGCCAGCAGCCAAGGUCCCAUGUGCAACGUCAAGGCUCCUUCUGGGAGCCUCAAUCCCAUUCCCCGCAGAACCAAGCGCUUUGCUUCUCUGAGUAGAUUCGUGGAGACACUCGUGGUGGCAGAUGACAAGAUGGCAGCAUUUCACGGUACAGGGUUAAAGCGCUACCUGCUGACAGUUAUGGCGGCGGCAGCCAAAGCCUUUAAGCACCCAAGCAUCCGAAACCCUGUCAGCUUGGUGGUGACUCGCCUAGUGAUCCUGGGAUCAGACCAGGAAAAACCCCAAGUGGGGCCAAGUGCUGCCCAGACCCUACGCAGCUUCUGCACCUGGCAGCGGGGCCUCAACACCCCUGAGGACUCAGAUCCUGACCACUUUGACACAGCUAUUCUGUUCACCCGUCAGGAUCUGUGUGGCGUCUCCACUUGUGACACCCUGGGCAUGGCUGAUGUGGGCACAGUGUGUGAUCCAGCCCGAAGCUGUGCUGUAGUGGAGGAUGACGGACUCCAGUCAGCCUUCACUGCUGCUCAUGAACUGGGCCACGUCUUCAACAUGCUCCAUGACAACUCGAAGCCAUGUGCUGAUUUGAAUGGGCACGGGGGCUCCUCUCGCCAUGUCAUGGCUCCUGUCAUGGCCCACGUGGAUCCUGAAGAGCCCUGGUCCCCCUGCAGUGCCCGCUUCAUCACUGACUUCCUGGACAAUGGCUAUGGGCACUGUCUCUUAGACAAACCAGAAGCUCCCCUGCAUCUGCCAGUGACUUUUCCUGGCAAGGACUAUGAUGCUGACCGCCAGUGCCAACUCACCUUUGGGCCUGACUCACGCCAUUGUCCACAGCUGCCACCACCCUGUGCUGCCCUCUGGUGUUCUGGCCACCUCAAUGGCCAUGCCAUGUGCCAGACUAAGCACUCUCCCUGGGCUGAUGGGACUCCCUGCGGCUCCACACAGGCCUGCAUGGGUGGCCGCUGCCUCCACGUGGACCAGCUCAAGGACUUCAAUAUUCCUCAGGCCGGAGGCUGGGGCCCCUGGGGACCUUGGGGUGACUGCUCUAGGAGCUGUGGGGGUGGUGUCCAGUUCUCAUCCCGGGAUUGCACGCGGCCCGUCCCCCGGAAUGGCGGCAAGUACUGUGAGGGCCGCCGGACCCGCUUCCGCUCCUGUAACACUGAGAACUGCCCAACCGGCUCAGCGUUGACCUUCCGUGAAGAGCAGUGUGCCGCCUACAACCAUCGAACUGACCUCUUCAAGAGCUUUCCAGGGCCCAUGGACUGGGUCCCACGCUACACAGGUGUAGCCCCUCGAGACCAGUGCAAACUCACCUGCCAGGCCCGGGCACUGGGCUACUACUAUGUACUGGAGCCACGGGUGGCAGAUGGGACUCCCUGUUCCCCAGACAGCUCUUCCGUCUGUGUCCAGGGCCGCUGUAUCCACGCCGGCUGUGACCGGAUCAUUGGCUCCAAACAGAAGUUUGACAAGUGCAUGGUGUGCGGUGGGGAUGGUUCUAGCUGCAGCAAGCAGUCUGGCUCCUUCAAAAAAUUCAGAUGUGGUACUUCCUGGGGCAGUCAGCUUGCGAUAUAGCGGAGCCACGGCAGCCUCGGAGACACUGUCUGGACACGGACCACUGGUCCAGCCCUUGACGCUGCAAGUCCUGGUGGCUGGCAACCCCCAGAACUCACGUCUGCGGUACAGCUUCUUCAUUCCAAAGCCAGUGCCUUCAACACCACGCCCUCCUCCCCAAGACUGGCUGCAGCGCCGAGCCCAGAUUAUGGAGAUCCUCCGGAAGCGUCCCUGGGCAGGCAGGAAAUAACCUCACUGUCCCGGCUGCCCUGGGGCACCGGGGCCUCGGACUCAUCUGAGAGAAUGAGGGGGCUUCUGUGGCUGCUUCAUCCUAAAACACAGUAGGGCGGUGCUGUAAGGAUGAGACCUGCCCUACCUCUCUGCCCUAAACUGCAGGCUGGCCCUGCCCCGGCUUCCUGCCCUGGGAGGCAGUGACGUGUUGGUGAAUGGAGAGGGGGUUUAGGUGAGAGUCCCUUAUGUAAACUGCUCGCUCUGCCCUGCAGGUCACAGGGGGGAGAGGGGAAGACAGGAUGGGACCUGGGUCCCAGUUGUAUUUAUUUUGUAUUUAUUCACUUUUAUUUAGCACCAGGGAAGGGGAUCCUACAGGGUCUUGGGGAAAUUCACCCAUUACAGCUCUUCCCUAGCUAUGAAAUCCAGGGUGAUGGCAAAUAUAAGUGGUGUGUGUGUGUGUGUGUGUGUGUGUGUGUGUGUGUGUGUGUGUGUUUAUGUAUGAGGUACAA
Molecule: messenger RNA, 3191 nt
Organism: Acomys russatus (golden spiny mouse)
Lineage: Eukaryota; Metazoa; Chordata; Mammalia; Rodentia; Muridae
Gene: Adamts4
Product: ADAM metallopeptidase with thrombospondin type 1 motif 4
Biological process (GO): extracellular matrix organization; proteolysis
Cellular component (GO): extracellular matrix
Molecular function (GO): metalloendopeptidase activity
Source: RefSeq, a predicted model, not a curated record